Molecule: messenger RNA, 2062 nt
Organism: Oryza sativa Japonica Group (Japanese rice)
Lineage: Eukaryota; Viridiplantae; Streptophyta; Magnoliopsida; Poales; Poaceae
Source: RefSeq, a predicted model, not a curated record
CCAGCACUUAACCCAACCAAUUAGUGCCACUUCCAGCUUAAUUAAUCCAUUUGUUUAUAUCUCCCUCCUCCUCCUCCUCUCUCUCUCUCUCUCUCUCUCUACGACUCCCACCUCCACCUCCGCCAUCCCAAUCCGAUCUCCCGCGAGCUCCAGAUCCACCUCCCGGGUCGCCGCCGAGCUCGCCGCGGCCACCUCCUCGCCGGAAUCGGCCGCUCGCGAGCUCCAGCCCGGUGCCCGUUUUCGCGCCAUUCGUGCGUGCGAGCUAGCGAGCUAAGCUCCAAGAGCUGCGCCUCCUGCGCUGCGGUGAGGUGCGGCGCUGUGUGAGUCCUCUCGCAUUGGGCUUCUGGUUGCUCGGAUAGCUUGGGAAGGUGUCACCUUGUUAGUUCCCUCAAAUUUCAUUGGGCCCUGGUGUAGUAACUUCACAUCAUAAUUACCAGAGUUUGAUUACUUUGAUGGUGGUAACUUCUAGAUGAUCUGAACAUAUGGAGAGGAGAUAGAAGUGUCUUGAGUGUUGCAGUAGGACAGCAAGGACAUGACUGUCAUGCCAUCUCUGCGCCACCGGGCUGUCGCCAAGAAGCCCAAAUGGAUAAUCAUUCUUGUGUCACUGGUUUGUUUUGUAUUGAUUGGGGCAUAUGUUUUCCCACCACGGCGGUAUUCGCAAUGCUACCUCUUCGGUUCUGGUGCAUGCGCAACUUUCAAGGAUUGGCUCCCAUCUGUAACCCGCAGGGAGCGGACUGAUGAGGAGAUCAUUUCAUCUGUAGUUCUUAGGGAUAUCCUUGCAAUGCCCAUGCCAGUGUCGAAAAAUCCAAAGAUCGCUCUUAUGUUCCUGACACCUGGUACACUGCCCUUUGAGAAAUUAUGGGAAAAGUUUUUACAGGGUCAGGAGGGAAGAUACUCCAUCUAUGUUCAUGCAUCACGUGAAAAGCCUGUACAUACUAGUUCUUUGUUUGUUGGUCGUGAUAUUCACAGUGACGCGGUAGUAUGGGGAAAGAUUUCAAUGGUUGAUGCAGAGAAGAGACUAUUGGCCAAUGCACUGGCAGAUGUUGAUAACCAGUUCUUUGUGUUGCUUUCUGACAGCUGUGUUCCACUGCAUACAUUUGAUUAUGUCUAUAAUUAUCUGAUGGGAACAAAUAUCAGCUUCAUUGAUUGUUUCCGUGAUCCUGGCCCUCAUGGAAACGGGAGGUAUUCUCCUGAGAUGCUCCCUGAAAUUGAGGAGAAAGACUUCAGGAAGGGUGCCCAGUGGUUUGCAAUUACACGAAGACAUGCUCUACUGAUUCUGGCAGACAGCCUUUACUACAAAAAGUUCAAGUUGUACUGCAAGCCAGCAGACGGACGCAACUGUAUUGCAGAUGAGCAUUACUUACCAACCUUAUUCAACAUGGUAGAUCCUGGUGGAAUUGCUAAUUGGUCAGUUACACAUGUUGAUUGGUCUGAGGGAAAAUGGCAUCCGAGGUCAUAUAGAGCUGCAGAUGUCACCUACGAUCUCUUAAAGAAUAUAACAGCUGUUGAUGAAAAUUUCCAUGUAACAAGUGAUGACAAAAAACUUAUGACACAGAAGCCAUGCUUAUGGAAUGGAUCGAAGAGACCAUGCUAUCUUUUUGCUAGGAAGUUCUACCCUGAAACUCUUGACAACCUACUGAAGCUAUUCACCAGCUAUACAUCUGUUUGAGCUCCAUCAAAUUCUUUGUCCUUGGCAUAUGGUCUCAAAAUCCCAUGGGCUUUUUUUUGCUGUUUCUGUAAAUUGCAAAAUCAAUACCUAGACUCUUACACAUGGAUCUGGACCUAGAGACUACAAGACUACACACGCAGAUCGUCAUCGCAGCAACUGUGACGGCUUGGAGUUCUUAGUCACUGGGAAGGGCUGUGGCGAAAUUUGUAGCAAUGACACUGCCCUCACUGUAAUUUAUUGUGCUCUCUGUAAUUUUUCCAUUGAUGGUUCUUAGUCCAUUGACUCCAUUCCUGUUGAAGAACAGAUAAUUUUCCAUUUUGUCAUACCAUUAUUAUAUGAUCCAUUUUUUAUAUAGUCAGAUAACAAGAGAAGUACCUCAUCCUAUUUUUGCCA